This is a messenger RNA of Plutella xylostella (diamondback moth), 2393 nucleotides long. RefSeq names its product ATP-dependent RNA helicase Ddx1 (gene Ddx1). Gene Ontology annotation, molecular function: ATP binding; protein binding; RNA helicase activity. Lineage: Eukaryota; Metazoa; Arthropoda; Insecta; Lepidoptera; Plutellidae. The record is from RefSeq and is a predicted model, not a curated record.
GGCAGAACUGUAAAAAAAAACUAAAAUUAAAAACAAAAGUCCCGGCGAUCGUGCAGUGUUGUGGUUUUCGAUAUCGAAAUUUCUUGAAAUCAUUUCAAUAUAAUUUUACUAUGACUGCCUUCGAAGAGUUCGGGGUACUCCCCGAACUGGGGAAAGCCAUUGAUGAAAUGGAAUGGACCCUUCCCACGGACGUGCAGGCCGAAGCUAUACCACUUAUUCUUGGUGGAGGAGACGUCCUCAUGGCUGCAGAAACCGGCAGUGGAAAGACUGGUGCUUUCUGUCUGCCCAUCCUACAGAUAGUAUGGGAGACACUGAAGGAUAUUCAAGAAGGGAAGACCAGUAAGGUCAUCCUGACGACUUCAUCAAACUGGACGAUGUCGUUUUUCGAUCGUACCGAUGCGCUCGCAGUGACUCCAGAUGGGCUGCGCUGCCAGUCCCGGGACCACAACGGCUGGCACGGCGGCCGCGCCACCAAGGGCGUCCACUCGAAGGGUGCCUACUACUACGAGGCCACCGUCACUGAUGAAGGCCUGUGCCGAGUGGGAUGGUCUACUCAAGCAGCUCGACUUGACCUGGGCACAUGUAAACUGGGCUUUGGGUUUGGAGGAACUGGCAAGAAGUCUAAUGCCAAAAACUUUGAUGACUAUGGCUCUGCAUUUGGAAAGAAUGAUGUCAUUGGCUGUCUACUAAAUCUGAACAAUGGUGAGAUCCGGUACACAAAGAACGGUGAAGACCUGGGAGUGGCGUUUGUGCUGGACCCCGCACGGCGCAAGGACUGCUACUUCCCCGCCGUGGUGCUCAAGAACGCAGAAAUGAGCUUCAACUUUGGAGCUACACCUUUCAAGCACGAGCCGCCGGCGGGCUACGUGGCGGUGUCGGCGGCGGCCAAGGACUGCGUGAAGCUGAACGUGGUGUCCGCCGCUGCCGCUGUCGACUGCAAGCCCGUCAACAACGCGCCGCAGGCUAUUAUUAUUGAGCCAUCCCGCGAGCUCGCCGAACAAACCUGCACUCAAAUCAGCAAGUUCAAGAAGCACCUGUCGGACCCGGCGGUGCGCGAGCUGCUGGUGGUGGGCGGCGUCAACGUCAAGGACCAGAUCAGCCAGCUCAAUGCUGGGGUUGACAUAGUCGUGGGCACGCCGGGAAGACUCGAGGAUCUUAUACAGGGAGGCUACCUGGCGCUCACCCACUGCCGUUUCUUCGUGCUGGACGAGGCGGACGGGCUGCUCAAGGCGGGCUACACGGAGCUGAUCGAGCGCCUGCACCGGCAGAUCCCCAAGAUCACGUCCGAUGGACGCCGCCUGCAGAUGGUCGUGUGCUCGGCGACGCUACACGCCUUCGAGGUUAAGAAGAUGGCGGAGAAGCUGAUGCACUUCCCCACGUGGGUGGACCUGAAGGGCGAGGACGCGGUGCCGGAGACCGUGCACCACGUGGUGGUCAACGUGGACCCACAGCGGGACCGGGCGUGGGAGACGCUGCGCAAACACGUACAAACGGAUGGGGUGCACGCGAAGGACAACAUCCGCAGCGGCAACACCACGCCCGAGACACUCUCCGAGGCCGUCAAGAUACUCAAGGGAGAGUACUGCGUGCGCGCCAUCAACGAACAUAAGAUGGACAGGGCAAUAAUCUUCUGCCGCACAAAGAUCGACUGCGACAACUUGGAGCGUUUCUUCAAGUCGCUCGGCGGCUCCCAGUACUCGUGCGUGUGCCUGCACGGGGACCGCAAGCCGCAGGAGCGCAAGGCUAACCUCGAGAAGUUCAAGCAGGCGGAGGUCAAGUUCUUGAUCUGUACUGAUGUCGCGGCCAGGGGGAUUGAUAUCUCUGGGCUGCCUUUCAUGAUAAACAUCACUCUCCCUGACGAGAAGUCGAACUACGUGCACCGCAUCGGGCGCGUGGGCCGCGCUGAGCGCAUGGGGCUCGCCAUCAGCCUCGUCUCCACCGUGCCCGAGAAGGUGUGGUACCACGGCGAGUGGUGCUCGUCGCGCGGCCGCAACUGCUUCAACACGAGCCUCACCACCGACCGGCCCAAGGGCUGCUGCGUGUGGUACAACGAACCACAGUACCUGGCGGACAUCGAGGAGCACCUGAACAUCACGAUCCAGCAGGUGGAGUCGGAUAUGAAGGUGCCCAGCAACGAGUUCGACGGGAAGGUCGUCUACGGGGAGAAGAGGAAACAAAUCGGCACGGGAUAUAAGGACCACGUGAGCCAGAUGGCGCCGGUGGUGAGCCAGCUGCAGGAGCUGGAGGCGCAGGCGCAGCUCUACUACCUCAAGAACCAUCACAAAGCUAGCGUUACCAUACAGUGAAGUCUAUUACUUAUUUAUUGUUAUUACUACACAUAUUACAUAUAAGUACCUAACUAUAAUAAAUGACUGAUAUAUCAAUCAAUAUGA